Gossypium raimondii (Peruvian cotton) is the source of this 1395-nucleotide messenger RNA. RefSeq names its product B-box zinc finger protein 22. The record is from RefSeq and is a predicted model, not a curated record. Bases 127 to 978 code for a protein of 283 amino acids. Gene Ontology annotation, biological process: regulation of DNA-templated transcription; photomorphogenesis. NCBI's taxonomy places the organism in Eukaryota, Viridiplantae, Streptophyta, Magnoliopsida, Malvales, Malvaceae. Gene Ontology annotation, cellular component: nucleus. The transcript has 3 exons. Gene Ontology annotation, molecular function: zinc ion binding.
CUUCACUUUUCUUAUUCCUGCUCCCUUAAACCAGAAAUAAACCCCUCUCCAUUUUUAAAAUAAGAAAAAUAAAAUAAAAAUCUGAAAAUUUGUGUAAAAAUUGGAAUUUGUUAGAGAUAGAGAGAGAUGAGGAUACAGUGCAACGUGUGCGAGGUGGCGGAGGCGAAGGUGCUGUGCUGCUCAGACGAGGCGGCGCUGUGUUUGGAGUGUGACGAGAAAGUUCAUGCUGCCAACAAGUUGGCCAGCAAGCAUCAGCGUGUUCCCCUCUCGUCUUCUUCUUCUCAUAUGCCUACAUGUGACAUUUGCCAGGAAACAUCUGGGUUUUUCUUCUGUUUGCAAGACCGAGCUUUACUCUGCCGAAAAUGUGAUAUUGCUAUACAUACAGCAAAUCCUUAUGUCUCUAGUCACCAGAGAUUUGUGCUUACUGGAGUCAAAGUUGGUCUUGACACAACAACUGACCCUGUUGGAUCUUCAUCCUAUAUCAAAUCACCUUCUAGUGAAAAGACUUCAGAAACUAAAUCCGAUUCUAUGUCUAAAAGGGACGCUCCUAUGUCAUUUAUUAGUGAAUGCAAUGAAGUUCUUCCGUCUAUUAUCGGAGUUGAGAACAGCGUGCCGACAAAAGUGUCAUAUGGUGGGGGUUCUACAGCUGGAGGCAUUCAGUCAUGGCAUAUGGAUGAUUUGUUUGGGCUAACUGGCUUAAACCAAAGCUUUGGUUACAUGGAUAAUGAGUUAUCUAAGGCUGAUAGUGGCAAGUGCGGAGACUCCGAUGGCUCACCGUUCUUGCGACCUGCUGAGGAAGAGGUCUUUGAUGAUGAAUACAUGGGUCAGGUGCCGGAAUCCCACUGGGCAGUACCACAAGUGCCUUCACCUCCUACAGCCUCAGGGUUGUAUUGGCCUAAAGAUUCUCACAAUCAAUCUGAUAGCGCGGUAUUUGUCCCCGACAUAUCCUGGUCUAGUGUGGAAAACCCUUUCCACUAGUCGCAUAUCGGCUCCACCCCGUAACAAUGGCGAAAAAUUCACAGUCAGAUCUUUCCUCUCAGGUACUGUUUUAGCCUAUUUCCGUGCAAGGUUCUACUUCUGCAGUAGCUAGUUGGGUUUUAUAAGGUAAACCGAAACAGAUAAGGUGUACUAGAAAUGCCAUUAUUAAUUAGAGUUAGGUUUGGUUUAUAGUAACUGCCUGUAUUUCUUCAUGGUUCGCAAUAUAACAAGAUCAACUUCAUUGAAUCUAUUAGAUUGUGAUUCUAAAAUUCAGACGGUUAGGAAAUAAAAGUUUAGUGGUUUAAGCUUUUCGUUGUUUUUAAUAGGUACGAUAGACUAACAUGUCAUGUUCAGAACAUUGUGAUAUACAUGGUUGGUGUGUUCAUUUCAUAUAUAUAUAUAUUGUAUUUGUGUUCA